AUGACUUUGUUGUCCGGCAAGGAAAGAGUCACUUGGUGCGCCAGUCUUGAUUAUCCCAAUCUUUCAAGUCUCGACUACCUCGACACUAGACCAUCCUCUCUGCACAAACCCGUUAAACCUAUCGAGCCCGUCGCGCCCGGCAGGCCUAAAGGCUCCACCGCAACCACCCGUGAAACGCCUGCUCCUGACACUCUGACCCCCAGGGGACUCAACCGGUCCCGUCGAUCCGUCCCAAGCUUCCUCCCCAGCCUCCAGGAUCAUUCAGCUUUGAAUCGUCAUUCGGCUCCAGUUGCGAUCGAAGAUUUCCCUUCAAACCCCAAUGUCGCCGAGCGACGAAUCCAAGAUCCCAGCUCCGCGCUCCGCCCUGAUGUAAACGGCAUCAUGCCAUCGAGCGUGGCAUACUCCGAAACUCGAACGCUGCCCAGCGGGCAUCGUCGUAGCUUGAACGCUGCCCCUCGCUUUACCUCUGAGUCGAAUGUGAAGAUGGACGAGCCUCGUCCUAGAAAUGAUGAUAUCUUCUUGAACAUCGCAAAGACUGAUACUGACCGUCGAGAAUCGCUGGGUCGGUCGGACUUUAGACGUUCGCGAUUAGGUUACUCCAGUGGAAGUUUACGGUCGCCAGCCACUCGCGAACAGAAUGAAUCAACCCCUUCCCCAGAUCAUCGCCCCAAUAAUGUUGAAAGCCCCUUGCUUUCCUCACAAAAUGACUCUCCUACAAUCCCAUAUAGCUCUACCCCUUAUUCUCCAGCGGCUUCGGCUCACCCUCUCGAUGAUCCAAAUCGCUUCCGCUACUCCAGCUUGACGUCAGGUGCGCGAUCUACAAUUGGCGCUCCUCGCAGCCGACUCAGUCGCGCCAGCCCUGAGACAUCGCCGCGCUCGCCUGCCAUAAACGGAGAACAUCGUGAGCGACGAGCCUCUUUACAUGAAUCGCGCUUACAUCGAAAUUCCGGUCUCUCUACCGUCAGGGGAAGUCGACAACCUUCAACUUCAGAAGUUACCGAGCGCGCCCACGGUGACGGAGAGAAGUCACGACUAGACGGAACUGAAUCUACACUAUCCACUACUGCGCCGUCGACUGUCUGGGACGAAUUAGAUGAUCUGAAAUCGCGCAUUCGCAAACUAGAGUUGACAGGGAAACUACCCCCGUCCUCUCAAGCGGCCAUUUCAGGCGCAGCUAACGAAAGGCCUCGGACUGCUGCUACAACCAUGACUGCUAUGUCUACUUCACCUCGACACCACCGCAAAGUGAGCAGUCCAUCUACGGAGGCGGAAAACGCUGCACAGAAUCCCGUGCACCCUCUUCUGCAGUCAGCAUUGGCCAAGGCAAAGUCGGUCUUGAGUAGUGACGUGUACUCGGCGCUAGAGGCGACGAUCACAGAUGCAUUGGCUCUUUCCACAAUAUUGGGCGUCAGUACAGCUCCGUCAGGCACCGUCUCUGUGGUGAAUGGAGGGUACAGUUCGUCGUCCGAGCGUCAUGCUCGCCGCAAGGCCGAUAGUGUGUGUCGUAGUCUCACUGAGCUCUGUCUAUCUUUGACAGAUGAGGAGCUCAGAAGAAGUCGAUUUUCUUCAAGCCAGGGUCCGUCAUCACAAUUCCAGCGAUCGACAAAUGGCAAGAGUGAUGCUGAUUCGCUAGCGCCAGCACCAACACCUUCAUACCAGCGAGCUACAAGCCACGAGCCUGAAGCAUCUGAGCUACGCCAUAGCACCAAUCGUAUUCCGAGUCGCCUCGAAGCGCGCAGAGCAUCUCUAGCCAAUCCUAGUCCCGGGUCUACCAUUGAAUCUAUAUCGGCCCAAUCACCGAACCUACCUACCCCUCCAAGCCGUCUUCACCGCAUCUCCACAUCAAUGCGUAGUCGCAGGGUACCUACCGAAGAAGACGGCGCCGAGACCCCGAAUCCAAAUAGUCGCGCCCUCUCACGAGCCAUGACGGAAAUAGGCACACCAAGCCCUGCGCAAAGUGUCUCGCCUCGACAAAGGGUCUCCAGGGGCCAUUCAGUAUCUGUAUCUCGUUCUAUCUCCGGCGUCCAGCAAGACCAGGGACUAGGCAUAACUCCUCGCUCACCACAAUACCCUCCAUCAACUCCUCAAGUAUCAGCCUCACAACCUCGAACACCCUCCACACUAUCCCAGACUGGGAUCCCAUUUCGGCGAAGCUACAUGACACCAGCCGUUUACUCCCCUGCAACCUCAAGAUCCAAUAUCCAAGCUGGAUCACGCCGCUACGGUCUUUCCCCUGGUCUAUCAAAUACCACGACAACGCCCAAUUCCAAUUCUGGACCGGGACCGGAGGAAAAUUCCCGUUCCUCCCGACUGGAACCCUCUCAAACUCGCAUCAGUGCCCCAUCCAACAAAACAGUCACAAGCUACACUCCUAUCCAACAACAACGUCUCCGAACAAAUAGUCUAGGCAGUCGGAGAUUUGCACUAAGACGUCGUUCUGCUGUUAACCCCGACGAUACAGUGAAUCUAGACGAUAGCAUUGAUUGA
This is a messenger RNA of Penicillium angulare, 2487 nucleotides long. RefSeq names its product putative LPXTG-motif cell wall anchor domain protein. The coding region runs from base 1 to 2487 and encodes 828 amino acids. The transcript has 2 exons. The record is from RefSeq and is a predicted model, not a curated record. Lineage: Eukaryota; Fungi; Ascomycota; Eurotiomycetes; Eurotiales; Aspergillaceae.